CAACAACAACAACAACGUCAACGACGAUCAAACAAAUCAAAUUUUUGGUCACGUUCAAAAAGUUUGAAAAAUAUACAACAACAACAAGAACGAUUACAACCUGGCAACAAACAAUCAACAUCAAUAAUGUCAUCAAGUAUAAGAAGUUUACAACGUAUUGGUUCAUUUAGAGGUCGAUUUAUUUCAUCAAAAAAUAAAUUGAAUAAACGUAAUGAAUAUGAUGAUGAUAAUGACGAUGAUGAUGAUGAUAUCGAUCAUGAUGAUGAUAAUAAUGAUGAUAUUGAUCCAAUAGUUGGUAGAAAAUCAACAUUUUGUCGUUAUACAGAAAUAUAUCGUCGUAUUAUUUUGAAUGAUAAUCUGGAUUUACUUGUACGGCCAAAAAAUCAACAUCCAAAAAUAAUAAAAAAUAGUCGAAAACGUUCAAAUGAAACAACAUUUGUAACAAAAAAUUGUUCCGGUUGUAAUGAAAUGGGUUCAGUAUUGAUAAUCGGUUCAAUUAAUGAUCUUUUAUUUCAUAAUUUAAUUGGUUAUCUAAAAAAUUCAAAUGAACGUUUAGAAAAAUUAACCAUUCAAUUGGAUGGUACAAAUAUUAUUGAUGAUUCAUUACGUUCAUUUGAAUUGUUUAGUAAAUCUGUUGGUAAUAAUAUACGAUCAAUACGAUUAGUUGCCGAUUAUAAAGAUCUUUCUACAGCAUUUAUGUUCAACAAUUCAAUAAGUACCACCUUAUUACAAAUGCUUUAUCUGAAUAAUGGUUAUUUUACAAAUCUAGUCGAAUUUGAAGUAUUACUUAGUGAUAAUGCUAUAUUGCAUUAUUUUGAAAAGUUUUGGUGUGAAUUUGGUAAUACGAUUCAACGAUUAACAAUAAAAAUUCGUCAUGAUUUACAUAAAUUUAAUGAAUUCGCUUUGAAUAUAUUAAAGUUAUUAUUACCACCCGAACGAUUGAAUGAUAAUGAUGAAGAAAAUCGUGAACGAAUUCGUUCUAUUCAUUUUGAAUUGAUACCAAUAUCAAAUCAGGCAAUUACAAACAAAAAAAUUGAUUUGAAUCAAGUUUUACAUGCAAUUGGUUGUUUAUCACGUGUAUUUCGUACUGUUAUCACAAAUGUUAAUUUGGUUGUUGAUAUUAAUUUUGUUCGUCAACCAUUACAUUUGAUUGAAUGUUUAGCUGAAUUUAAAUUGGCCGAAACAUUUCAACUAACCAUUCAUGAUAAUCCAAAUCGAUUGAAUUUUGCAACAAAUAAAAAUCGAUCAACAACGGCCACUAAAUUACAAUUAAAUUUUGAAAUAUUAUCUACAAUCAAAAAUCUUCAUCAUUUUUAUAUUGAUUAUUCUGGCUUGACCAAUGAUGAUGUUGAAACAUUAUCACGUCAUUGUUCAAAUUUACAAAGUCUUUAUAUUGGCUGUGAUAAACGUAUCGAAAAACAGGCAAUCUAUUCAAUUGGAAAAUAUUUAGGUCGUUUACAAACAUUAUCGAUUGCACCGGCAUUCAAUUAUGAAUAUGAACGUUAUGGUCUUAAUAUUAAUAAUGAAGCAUUAAUACAGUUAUUCACUCAUAUACAAAUGGGAUCACCUAUUGAAUUAUCUCGUGGAUUAGCAUUUUUACGUACAUUACGUUUGGUUAAUUGUCGUAUACGAAUUGAUAAAAUUCAACAUCAAGUUUCAUUUGAAUAUCCUAAACAACCAGAAACAAAAUCACAAGAUCUAAUUCAAUAUCUUCGUAAUGUAGGUGCAUCAUUACCAACAAAUGAAAAAUUUACAUUAAUUUUGGAAAAUAAUCGUUAUCCAUUACCGGAGGAAAAAUCUUUUCAUAAAGAAUUCAAUAUACCAACAAAUAUUAAAGUUUUUUGGUAUUAUCGAAAAUUGAAACAUGAAACACGAAUUUGAAUAAACGAAUUGCAAACAAACGAUUCCAGUCCAAUCAACCGAUUACCACCGAAUCAAUCAACCAUUUUUUUGUCUUCAAAAAUAUUUAUUUAUUCUGUUUUAACCUUUUUUUUUGUUUGUUUGUUUCUUUCUUCUAACCCCUUUGUU
Molecule: messenger RNA, 2028 nt
Organism: Dermatophagoides pteronyssinus (European house dust mite)
Lineage: Eukaryota; Metazoa; Arthropoda; Arachnida; Sarcoptiformes; Pyroglyphidae
Source: RefSeq, a predicted model, not a curated record